AUGAUCCUGAUUCUAUAUACUCUAAUCUUUCUCGCUGGAUUUUCGGCAAGCACAUCGUUGCGAAAUGUCUUGAAGGACCCCAGACCUCAAACUCCCAACCGGCUCAGUACAGGAAAACCAAGAACAAGAGGGUUUUCGACCGUGGUUUCGACAAAACCUCAGCCCAUCCCUAGUAUCCAGAGCCUUGAAACGGUUCCACGGCCCCUCCAAGAUGACCUAGAAGAUAAGACAUCGACUCAAGUCAAAGAGAAAAAGCAGGAACAACGCUUCGGAGACAAGGUUCCUGGCCAGGAUUCACAGCCCCCAGUUUCUAACAGCACCGGUAUCUCUGUCAAUCGCAGAACAGGCCGCGAAGGUUUGUUUUAUUGGGCGGAUAUGAGAGUAGACUGUCAUAAUCCGUCCGAGACUAUCCGAGCUACGGUUUCUAACUACGCUUCUUGGGACAAUGUUGGUCUUGGGCCUGACUACUACGUCGACUGGAAUUUUUUAGUCAGGGAAUUCGGUGAGGCCAGUGUCCUUAACCUUAUCGGUGAAAGGUCGCUACAUUGCCUGGAUUGUGACUGUGAGACCGAGCUUGAGGACGAAGAGGGCCAGUGGGGGCUCAAGCCUAGCGAUACAAGCGCUAACUGCGAUACUCAGGUGAAGGCUGACAUUUGCCAGUUAAUAUAUAAUUGUGCGUGUCAAGAAUUUCUCGCUUUUCAAGACGACCUGAUACGUGGGAGAGGCGGUGUUCUUUAUAAAAAGGGAGAACAAAACAAUGGAAAGUAUUUUAAAGGCCCUGUGGGAGAUCCUAGCCAUAAGAGAAUACAAUCGGAUCCUUACAGCGACCAGAUUUGGGGAGGAGGUCAUCAAAUUCAAGGUUACAUGGAGGAUAUGGAAGAUUUAAUAUCAACAAAACCAAGCUGGCGCCAACUUGUUCCUGAUACCAAAGAACCGUAUUAUCUCGAAGGUCCUGAGGAAUUUGAAGACCCCCGUUUUGAAUCCCUUGCUAGAAUAGGAGCGCUCGCUGCUGGGUAUGGAACCUUUUUGGCAAACAAGGCAAUGUCAAGGUUUCCUAGAGCUAGAGGUAGUAAAAGCUCUUUGUGGAAACGAGAGAACCCGGAUGUUGAUAGUUUUGAAGGAUUCCAGACUCCAAAGAAAUUAGAAAGAACCCCUGCUACCUAA
This is a messenger RNA of Orbilia oligospora ATCC 24927, 1164 nucleotides long. RefSeq lists its product as uncharacterized. The transcript has 2 exons. Bases 1 to 1164 code for a protein of 387 amino acids. Lineage: Eukaryota; Fungi; Ascomycota; Orbiliomycetes; Orbiliales; Orbiliaceae. The record is from RefSeq and is a predicted model, not a curated record.